This is a messenger RNA of Eremomyces bilateralis CBS 781.70, 3711 nucleotides long. RefSeq lists its product as uncharacterized. The transcript has 4 exons. Bases 501 to 3449 code for a protein of 982 amino acids. Lineage: Eukaryota; Fungi; Ascomycota; Dothideomycetes; Eremomycetales; Eremomycetaceae. The record is from RefSeq and is a predicted model, not a curated record.
CGGGAUAUUUUCAUUACAGCUACAUUCUACCUUCUACCACUCGAUACGGGUGCUUUCUACUGUAUUCAGAACAGAGGGGAAUACCGGUACCUGAAUUGACAUGCCCUCAUCACCGCCAUCCAUGAGCUAUAUCAGCUCCCCCCUGUCCGGACUUCAAGCUUGCCCGAGGGGGCAUGAAUUCGGGCCUGAAUUGGGAUCCAGGGUGGCUCAUGGCAGCGAGUAGCUAUCAGAUCACAGAUGUCAUAUGCUCAAGCUCUUCAUGAUACAUAUGGACCGAAAUCGCCUUAUUAUGGCCCGUGUCAAGCUGAAACCAACCAGGUCAUUGGCUUUGCCAACUGCUCUAAACUUAAUUACCAUGAUGCUUCAUUCGUACUCAUGUUAUUUGUGGUCUCCACUAGUCCCUAACAACGAUUUCUUCUUGUGUUCAGUUAUGCUAAUACAACGUGAGUUCAUGCUCGUGUUGCACAUACCGGGAGAUGCGUUGAGGAGUCUAAGUCGAGAUGGCCUCAGCUAGAAUUCAUCUGUUCCUGUUCUCCCGGGAUGGCAACAAUAAUAUCGUCAUCGCCAUCGCUAUCAUCAUCUGCACAAUGGCAACCCUCUUCCUGCUCGUGUUAAGCCCUCUCAGUUGCACUGAACAUGCCUGUGCCGUCACAGCAAGAUGGCAGGCGAUGGCGGAGACCGGUCCUGUUCUCCCCUUCCGAACUAUCGGCCUGUUGAAAGUCGGACUUCGUGGAGCUUCCCGGAAGAGAGCCCAAUGCAGCGACUUCCCGCUAGCAGCAAUCUAUCGGAUCUUCCCGAUAACCCUCUGGGACAGUCUCCGGUGGGCCCACAUACCCCACGGUCGUCAAGUCCAAGCGAACAGGAUGGCCACUCGCCUAGUCGGUCCAGGAAACAUUCUGCGACACCGGUCUCUUUCCAAACCCGAGGGCACUCCACCUCCGCAGAAUUCCACUCGGGGAGCGCAAAAACUUACCAGAUGUGAACUUCUGUCGGACAAGUCCAGGGAUGAAGGGGGAUAUGAUUCAGAUGCGGAGAUCAUCAUGAGUUCUGACGUUGUAAAUCGAGUGUCAACUCCUUCCAAUCCGGUCACCAUUCGCCAUGUGCAAGCAGAUUUUCAAGGGGAAGUUCGAGACUGUGGCGAUAUCUCUCCGUUCGUAGUUCCAGUUCUGAUCACACAGUUGUGCAGCACUGACCAUGGAACUAGUGGUGCUCCUAUUACCCUAGAGGGCGAAUGGGAAGCGUCAACUGCUCGAGAAACUGUGUCGCCAGCUGAAAUCGCUUCCCAUGACAAUGGUCAUGACCAGACGAGUAUGUUCGGGGCACAUCUAUGCGAAAAUCGCAAUGGGCCAACGGUCUCAUUUCAAGGUAUCGAAUUGGAGGAACCUAUUGCAGUGCUUGAUGGCAAGGUGGGUGGCAGCAGGACAGUGGAGCCCGCAGAAUAUCCUUAUUCGACGGUUGAAGAUUCCUCUCCUCCCGCACAGGGAGCCGGAUCACCAGCGAGAUCACACCUCCUCCAACAUAUGCGAAUUUCAAACCUUUUACGAUCGACAUCUAGAGCGUCAAGUGCGUCAGUUGCGGUCGGUCCCUCUUACGGACUUUGUCGAACCAAAUCCGGCUUCAGCAUCGUGUCUCGCCCUUCUACAAGUCGCCACCUCAAGACUGGCCUUUCUAGAUCGGGGUCCGGCAUCCGCAUCGAUUCGCCAAAGCCUGACGAUUUGCUGUCGGUGUCUUCAUCACGACCAACGACUCCGCUCCAGAGGUCUAGCCAGAUGAUGAAAGACGAGGACAUCCCUCCGGUUCCCGAUAUUCCUCCCCUCAUGGCCAAGGCGUUGGAAACUCCCAACCACGAUGUGACAACCCCGUCGCCAAACACCAUCUACCAGUCGGCUUUCGAGGAGAGGCCGCACAAUUGGAUGGGUUUGGGGGAUUGCAAUAGUGCAGACAGCUCCACUGCUCGCAGAGACUCCGGGAUCGAUUCUAUUCAGCCUGAUUGGGACCCACCAGAUGUUAUUUGUUACAAAGCGAAUCCGAAGAACAAACGAGACUCUGUGGUUGGAUAUCUUCAGACAGUCACUAAAAAGAAGAUUCGAAGCGGAGAGUUCCUCUAUCAUGACGGAGCCAACGACGACCCAAUGACCCUUAACUCUGGACGACGGCCAUCCGUCCUUGAACGGAGCGAAGCGGUCGAUAUGUGGAGGAAAGCGGUUCAAGCCAACGAAAACGAGAAGUCUACCCUCUUUCUACCCCAGAACCAAGGCAAGACGUCUCCUUACGCCCCUCGAGAGCGAAGUUCGUCUUUGCUCAAUCGUGUUCCAUCCCGCUCUGCCUCCACACUACCCACUCACGAAAACCGGUCUUCCUUUGGUGUCCGCGAAAGCCCUUCCGUCUCUGGAGUUCCGUCCUUCAAGAUCGAUAGCUUCCUCUCCCCUCGCUCUGCUGAGAAUGCCGUGGAUACUCCAUCUGCGAGAUCUCUUUCUCUGAGUCCGCUUCAGCAAACCCCUGAGCACGAAGCCAUGAAGCGGUUUCCUUCAUUGCAGCCGCUUUAUCAACUCGGCGGUUUAGCACACAACGACGACAUCUCUCGCAGUCGUACAUCUUGUGGAUACGUGCCCGUCAUCAAAGUCUCGGGUAUUGACCCUGCUACGCUAGGCGUUUGGGCGCAGUACCCAAGCCAUACACGCGAAGAGCGUACUGGGAGCGCUGGCCUUGCCGACAAUGUCAUUGUCCGAGACUUUGCUGUAGAGCAGUCGACGCCGAGGAAGAGCGGACCCAUUUUUCGGCCUUCCUCAACGCCUAGAUUGUGGCUUCGUCGCCAGAGGAGAGGCAUUGGGCUUCCCAAGAGCAGGAGCAUAGACUUUAGCAAAUCGAUUUUUAAAAAGUAUGCUCGCAUUUUCAGCCCCCAGAGCGACGAAUUCCGACAUCAAGGCCACGGCCACCGCUCCUCAGUCUCGGCACGUGGUGCUCUACGAUACCCCGACCUCGAAUUGCUUCCACCUGUGUUCCCAGACUCAACGUCAUCAGCAGUGGAUAGAGUCCGAUCCACUGCCCACUCUCCUGGUACUGCGAUCCCGAUUCCCGACAUUAGAUUUGAAAAGGCCGUGGUCGAUUCGAAAAUGGAUGGCAAAUCUGGCGCAGAUACUCUGGAUCUGUCACCCGCACAAUCACUGCCAGCUCCCCCCCAAGCAAACGUGGCGAGCCCACAUAACCUCAGUCUGCGUCAAGCGAGUGUCUUGGAUCUACCUUCUCAAGUCGACGGAUGUCCGGACCGCGUAUUGUCGCCCCGAAGUGCUGCCGCAUGGGCAUUGAUCUAUCAACAAAGUCUACCGAUCACGGAGCAAGUCUUCGCCAGUCGCGACUCAUCCACCGGGAAUGCACGGCUUUCUGACUUCGAUUUUGGCUUCAAAUCUGCUGCCCCUUCUGCAUAUGAGCUCGCGCCUUCCCAUCCUUGAAUGUUGGGCAUGGCUCAAAAGAGGAAAUAUACUAGAACCUCCGGCAAUUGACUGAGCUCUGUCGUUGCUUGAAGUAUUAUCUGUUGGUGUAUGCCUCUCCAUGGACCAUUAUUCAUAGCAUUGCAGUCGAUGUCGCAUCAUUUUAUGUUGUCUCAAGGUCAAUGCAGUCCUAUUAUUUUUAAGUUGCAUUAGGGAAAUUAGCACUGAUUCCUGAUCAGAGCAAGGCAAAGAGUGGCCACUUGAACCUGUGGGAGUCAUUUAC